AUGGGGGAUCGAGUUGGGACCAGCAAGGCCGGUCAGACUAGGGAUUGGAAGGAGGUGUGGAGGAAAAUCCCCAAAGUAGAAUGCAGAUUAUUCAUCAGAAAUCUUCCAUUCACGGUGUCAAUUGAGGACAUUAGAGCCAAAUUCGUACAGUUUGGUGCCCUAACUGAUGUCUUCAUUCCAAAAUUUCCAUCUUCUGGCAGAAGCAAGGGAUUUGCCUUUAUAACUUUUAAACGGUGGGAGGAUGCAAUGGUUGCUAUUGAGCUCCUCAAUGGACAGUUCUUAGGGUGUCGGAGGAUGAUGGUUAGUGCUGCUAUCAACCGUCCUGCUAAUAGGCCCCCUGAAGAUGUUGGAGGAAGCAGGGUCAUCAAGCCGAACGUCCAAGCCCCAUUAAAGCUUUAUCCACCACCUAUCCCCCCUCUUCUCUGA
This is a messenger RNA of Magnolia sinica, 426 nucleotides long. Its product is annotated as glycine-rich RNA-binding protein 1-like. Lineage: Eukaryota; Viridiplantae; Streptophyta; Magnoliopsida; Magnoliales; Magnoliaceae. The coding region runs from base 1 to 426 and encodes 141 amino acids. The record is from RefSeq and is a predicted model, not a curated record. Gene Ontology annotation, molecular function: RNA binding. The transcript has a single exon.